AUGGAAAGCGGGAGAAUGGGGCGGGGUGAUGGAAAGCUUGAGAAUAGGCGCCGAAACGCCGAAACGCAUAACGCCGAAACGCCCCAUUCUCCCACUUUCCAUCACCCCGCCCCAUUCUCCCGCUUUCCAUCACCCCGCCCCAUUGUCCCGCUUUCCAUCACCCCGCCCCAUUCUCCCGCUUUCCAUCACCCCGCCCCAUUCUCCCUCUUUCCAUCACCCCGCCCCAUUCUCCCUCUUUCCAUCAUCCCACCCCAUUCUCCCUAUUUCCAUCACCCUGCCCCAUUCUUCCGCUUUCCAUCACCCCGCCCCAUUCUCCAGCUUUCCAUCACCCCGCCCCAUUCUCCCGCUUUCCAUCACCCCGCCCCAUUCUCCCGCUUUCCAUCACCCCGCCCCAUUCUUCCGCUUUCCAUCACCCCGCCCCAUUCUUCCGCUUUCCAUCACCCUGCCCCAUUCUCCAGCUUUCCAUCACCCCGCCCCAUUCUCCCGCUUUCCAUCACCUCGCCCCAUUCUCCCUCUUUUCAUCACCCCGCCCCAUUCUCCCUCUUUCCAUCACCCCGCCCCAUUCUCCCUCUUUCCAUCACCCCACCCCAUUCUCCCUUUUUCCAUCACCCCGCCCCAUUCUCCCGCUUUCCAUCACCCCGCCCCAUUCUCCCUCUUUCCAUCACCCCGCCCCAUUCUUCCGCUUUCCAUCACCCCGCCCCAUUCUCCCUAUUUCCAUCACCCCGCCCCAUUCUUCCGCUUUCCAUCACCCCGCCCCAUUCUCCAGCUUUCCAUCACCCCGCCCCAUUCUCCCGCUUUCCAUCACCCCGCCCCAUUCUCCCGCUUUCCAUCACCCCGCCCCAUUCUCCCGCUUUCCAUCACCCCGCCCCAUUCUCCCGCUUUCCAUCACCCCGCCCCAUUCUUCCGCUUUCCAUCACCCUGCCCCAUUCUCCAGCUUUCAAUCACCCCGCCCCAUUCUCCCGCUUUCCAUCACCCCGCCCCAUUCUCCCUCUUUUCAUCAUCCCGCCCCAUUCUCCCUCUUUCCAUCACCACGCCCCAUUCUCCCUCUUUCCAUCACCCCACCCCAUUCUCCCUAUUUCCAUCACCCCGCCCCAUUCUCCCGCUUUCCAUCACCCCGCCCCAUUCUCCCUCUUUCCAUCACCCCGCCCCAUUCUCUCUCUUUCCAUCACCCCGCCCCAUUCUCCCUCUUUCCAUCACCCCGCCCCAUUCUCCCGCUUUCCAUCACCCUGCCCCAUUCUCCCGCUUUCCAUCAUCCCGCCCCAUUCUCCCUCCUUCCAUCACCCCGCCCCAUUCUCCCGCUUUCCAUUACCCUGCCCCAUUCUCCCGCUUUCCAUCACCCCGCCCCAUUCUCCCUCUUUCCAUCACCCCGCCCCAUUCUCACGCUUUCCAUCAUCCCGCCCCAUUCUCCCGCUUUCCAUCACCCUGCCCCUUUCUUCCUCUUUCCAUCACCCCGCCCCAUUCUCCCGCUUUCCAUCUCCGCGCCCCAUUCUCCCGCUUUCCAUCACCCCGCCCCAUUCUCCCGCUUUCCAUCACCCCGCCCCAUUCUUCCGCUUUCCAUCACCCCGCCCAAUUCUCCCUCUUUCUAUCACCCCUCCCCAUUCUCCCGCUUUCCAUCACCCCGCCCCAUUCUACCGCUUUCCAUCAUCCCGCUCCAUUGUCCCGCUUUCCAUCACCCCGUCCCAUUAUCCCUCUUUCCAUCACCCCGCCCCAUUCUCCCGCUUUCCAUCACCCCGCCCCAUUCUUCCUCUUUCCAUCUCCCCGCCCCAUUCUCCCUCUUUCCAUCACCCCGCCCCAUUCUCCCUCUUUCCAUCACCCCGCCCCAUUCUCCCUCUUUCCAUCACCCCGCCCUAUUCUCCCGAUUUCGUCACCCCGCCUUAUUCUUCCUCUUUCCAUCACCCCGGCCCAUUCUUCCUCUUUCCAUCUCCCCGCCCCGUUCUCCCUCUUUCCAUCACCCCGCCCCAUUCUCCCUCUUUCCAUCACCCCGCCCCAUUCUUCCGAUUUCCGUCACCCCGCCCCAUUCUCCCUCUUUCCAUCACCCCGCCCCAUUCUCACUCUUUCCAUAACCCCGCCCCAUUCUCCCGAUUUCCAUCACCCCGCCCCAUUCUCACGCUUUCCAUCACCCCGCCCCAUUCUCCCUCUUUCCAUCACCCGCCCCAUUCUCCCGCUUCCCAUCACCCCGCCCCAUUCUCCCUCUAUCCAUCACCCCGCCCCAUUCUCCCUCUAUCCAUCACCCCGCCCCAUUCUCCCACUUUCCAUCACCCCGCCCCAUUCUCCCGCUUUCCAUCACCCCGCGCCAUUUUCCCUCUUUCCAUCACCCCGCCCCAUUCUCCCACUUUCCAUCACCCCGCCCCUUUCUCCCUCUUUCCAUCACCCCGCCCCAUUCUCCCGCUUUCCAUCACCCCGCCCCAUUCUCCCGCUUUCCAUCUCCCCACCCCAUUCUCCCGUUUUCCAUCACCCCGCCCCAUUCUCCCCCUUUCCAUCACCCCGCCCCAUUCUCCCUCUUUCCAUCACCCUGCCCCAUUGUCCCGCUUUCCAUCACCCCACCCCAUUCUCCCUCUUUCCAUCGCCCCGCCCCAUUCUUCCGCUUUUCAUCACCCCGCCCCAUUCUCCCUCUUUCCAUCACCCCACCCCAUUCCCCCUCUUUCCAUCAGCCUGCCCCAUUCUCCCGCUCUCCAUCACCCCGCCCUAUUCUCCCUAUUUCUAUCACCCCGCCCCAUUCUCCCGCUUUCCAUCACCCCGCCCCAUUCUCCCGCUAUCCAUCACCCCGCCCCAUUCUCCCGCUUUCCAUCACCCCGCCCCAUUCCCGCUUUCCAUCACCCCGCCCCAUUCUCCCGCUUUCCAUCACCCCGCCCCAUUCUCCCGCUUUCCAUCACCCCGCCCCAUUCUCCCGUUUUCCAUCACCCCGCCCCAUUCUCCCCCUUUCCAUCACCCCGCCCCAUUCUCCCUCUUUUCAUCACCCCGCCCUAUUCUCCCUCUUUCUAUCACCCCACCCCAUUCUCCCUCUUUCCAUCGCCCCGCCCCAUUCUUCCGCUUUUCAUCACCCCGCCCCAUUCUCCCUCUUUCCAUCACUCCGCCCCAUUCCCCCUCUUUCCAUCAGCCUGCCCCAUUCUCCCGCUCUCCAUCACCCCGCCCUAUUCUCCCUAUUUCUAUCACCCCGCCCCAUUCUCCCGCUUUCCAUCACCCCGCCCCAUUCUCCCGCUAUCCAUCACCCCGCCCCAUUCUCCCGCUUUCCAUCACCCCGCCCCAUUCCCGCUUUCCAUCACCCCGCCCCAUUCUCCCGCUUUCCAUCACCCCGCCCCAUUCUCCCGCUUUCCAUCACCCCGCCCCAUUCUCCCGCUUUCCAUCACCCCGCCCCAUUCUCCCGGUUUCCAUCACCCUGCCCCAUUCUCCCGCUUUCCAUCACCCCAAGCCAUUCUCCCUCUUUCCAUCACCCCGCCUCAUUCUCCGGCUUUCCAUCACCCCGCCCCAUUCUCCCGCUUUCCAUCACCCCGCCCCAUUGUCCCUCUUUCCAUCACCCCGCCCCAUUCUCCCUCUUUCCAUCACCCUGCCCCAUUCUCCCUCUUUCCAUCACCCCACCCCAUUCUCCCGCUUUCAAUCAACCCGCCCCAUUCUCCCGCUUUCCAUCACCCCGCCCCAUUCUCCCGCUUUCCAUCACCCCGCCCCAUUCUCCCGCUUUCCAUCACCCCGCCCCAUUCUCCCACUUUCCAUCAACCCGCCCCAUUCUCCCUCUUUCCAUCACCCCGCCCUAAUCUCCCUCUUUCCAUCACCCCGACCCAUUCUCCCGCUUUCCAUCACCCCGCCCCAUUCUCCCUCUUUCCAUCAGCCCGCCCAAUUCUCACGCUUUCCAUCACCCCGUCCCAUUCUCCCGCUUUCCAUCACCCCACCCCAUUCUCCCUCUUUCCAUUCCCCCGCCCCAUUCUCCCGCUUUCCAUGACCCUGCCCCAUUCUCCCGCUUUCCAUCACCCCGCUCCAUUCUCCCGCUUUUCAUCACCCCGCCCAAUUCUCCCUCUUUUCAUCACCCCUCCCCAUUCUCCCUCUUUCCAUCACCUCGCCCCAUUCUCCCGCUUUCUAUCACCCCACCCCAUUCUCCCUCUUUCCAUCACCCCGCCCCAUUCUCCCGAUUUCCAUCACCCCGCCCCAUUCUCCCGCUUUCCAUCACCCCGCCCCAUUCUCCCUCUUUCCAUCAGCCCGCCCCAUUCUCCCUCUUUCCAUCACCCCGCCCCAUUCUCCCGCUUUCCAUCACCCCGCCCCAUUCUCCCGCUUUCCAUCACCCCGCCCCAUUCUCCCUCUUUCCAUCACCCUGCCCCAUUCUCCCUCUAUCCAUCACCCCGCCAAAUUCUCCCGCUUUCAAUCACCCCGCCCCAUUCUCCCUCUAUCCAUCACCCCACCCAAUUCUUCUCUUUCCAUCACCCCGCCCCAUUCUCCCGCUUUCCAUCACCCCGCCCAAUUCUCCCUCUUUUCAUCACCCCUCCCCAUUCUCCCUCUUUCCAUCACCUCGCCCCAUUCUCCCUCUUUCCAUCACCCCGCCCCAUUCUCCCUCUUUCCAUCACCUCGCCCCAUUCUCCCUCUUUCCAUCACCCCGCCCCAUUCUCCCGCUUUCCAUCACCCCGCCCCAUUCUCCCGCUUUCCAUCACCCCGCCCCAUUCUCCCGCUUUCCAUCACCCCGCCCCAUUCUCCCGCUUUCCAUCACCCCGCCCCAUUCUUCCGCUUUCCAUCACCCUGCCCCAUUCUCCAGCUUUCCAUCACCCCGCCCCAUUCUCCCGCUUUCCAUCACCCCGCCCCAUUCUCCCUCUUUUCAUCAUCCCGCCCCAUUCUCCCUCUUUCCAUCACCCCGCCCCAUUCUCCCUCUUUCCAUCACCCCACCCCAUUCUCCCUAUUUCCAUCACCCUGCCCCAUUCUCCCGCUUUCCAUCACCCCGCCCCAUUCUCCCUCUUUCCAUCGCCCCGCCCUAUUCUCUCUCUUUCCAUCACCCCGCCCCAUUCUCCCUCUUUCCAUCACCCCGCCCCAUUCUCCCGCUUUCCAUCACCCCUACCCAUUCUCCCUCCUUCCAUCACCCCGCCCCAUUCUCCCUCCUUCCAUCGCCCCGCCCUAUUCUCCCUCCUUCCAUUACCCCGCCCCAUUCUCCCGCUUUCAAUCACCCCGCCCCAUUCUCCCACUUUCCAUCACCCCGUCCCAUUCUCCCGCUUUCCAACACCCCGCCCCAUUCUCCCGCUUUCCAUCACCCCGCCCCAUUCUCCCGCUAUCGAUCACCCCGCCCGAUUCUCCCGCUUUCCAUCACCCCGCCCCAUUCUCCCGCCUUCCAUCACCCCGCCCCAUUCUCCCGCUUUCCAUCACCCCGCCCCAUUCUCCCGCUUUCCAUCACCCCGCCCCAUUCUCCCUCCUCCCAUCACCCCGCCCCUUUCCCCCUCCUUCCAUCACCCCGCCCCAUUCUCCCGCUUUCCAUCACCCCGCCCCAUUCUCCCGCUUUCUAUCACCCCACCCCAUUCUCCAUCUUUUCAUCACCCCGCCCCGUUCUCCCGCUUUCCAUCACCCCGCACCAUUCUCCCGCUUUCCAUCACCCCGCACCAUUCUCCCGCUUUCCAUCACUCCGCCCCAUUCCCCCUCCUUCCAUCACCCCGCCCCAUUCUCCUGCCUUCCAUCACCCCGCCCCAUUCUCCCGCUUUCCAUCACCCCGCCCCAUUCUCCCGCUUUCCAUCACCCCGCCCCAUUCUCCCUCCUCCCAUCACCCCGCCCCAUUCCCCCUCCUUCCAUCACCCCGCCCCAUUCUCCCGCUUUCCAUCACCCCGCCCCAUUCUCCCGCUUUCUAUCACCCCACCCCAUUCUCCAUCUUUUCAUCACCCCGCCCCGUUCUCCCGCUUUCCAUCACCCCGCACCAUUCUCCCGCUUUCCAUCACCCCGCCCCAUUCUCCCUCCUUCCAUCACCCCGCCCCAUACUCCCGCUUUCCAUCACCCCGCCUCAUUCUCCCGCUUCCCAUAACCCCACCCCAUUCUCCCGCUUUCCAUCACCCCGCCACAUUCUCCCGCUUUCUAUCACCCCGCCCCAUUCUCCCUCCUUCCAUCAACCCGCCCCAUUCUCCCGCUUUCCAUCACCCCGCCCCAUUCUCCCGAUUUCCAUCACCCCGCCCCAUUCUCCCGCUUUCCAUCACCCCGCCCCAUUCUCCCGCUUUCCAUCACCCUGCCCCAUUCUCCCGCUUUCCAUCAUCCCGCCCCAUUCUCCCUCCUUCCAUCACCCCGCCCCAUUCUCCCGCUUUCCAUCACCCCACCCCAUUCUCCCUCUUUCCAUCACCCCGCCCCAUUCUCACGCUUUCCAUCAUCCCGCCCAAUUCUCCCGCUUUCCAUCACCCCGCCCCUUUCUUCCUCUUUCCAUCACCCCGCCCCAUUCUCCCGCUUUCCAUCUCCGCGCCCCAUUCUCCCGCUUUCCAUCACCCCGCCCCAUUCUCCCGCUUUCCAUCACCCCGCCCCAUUCUUCCGCUUUCCAUCACCCCGCCCAAUUCUCCCUCUUUCUAUCACCCCUCCCCAUUCUCCCGCUUUCCAUCACCCCGCCCCAUUCUACCGCUUUCCAUCAUCCCGCUCCAUUGUCCCGCUUUCCAUCACCCCGUCCCAUUAUCCCUCUUUCCAUCACCCCGCCCCAUUCUCCCGCUUUCCAUCACCCCUCCCCAUUCUUCCUCUUUCCAUCUCCUCGCCCCAUUCUCCCUCUUUCCAUCACCCCGCCCCAUUCUCCCUCUUUCCAUCACCCCGCCCCAUUCUCCCUCUUUCCAUCACCCCGCCCCAUUCUCCCGAUUUCCCUGCCCCAUUCUCCCGCUCUCCAUCACCCCGCCCUAUUCUCCCAAUUUCUAUCACCCCGCCCCAUUCUCCCGCUUUCCAUCACCCCGCCCCAUUCUCCCGCUAUCCAUCACCCCGCCCCAUUCUCCCGCUUUCCAUCACCCCGCCCCAUUCCCGCUUUCCAUCACCCCGCCCCAUUCUCCCGCUUUCCAUCACCCCGCCCCAUUCUCCCGCUUUCCAUCACCCCGCCCCAUUCUCCCGUUUUCCAUCACCCCGCCCCAUUCUCCCCCUUUCUCUCACCCCGCCCCAUUCUCCCUCUUUUCAUCACCCCUCCCUAUUCUCCCUCUUUCUAUCACCCCACCCCAUUCUCCCUCUUUCCAUCGCCCCGCCCCAUUCUUCCGCUUUUCAUCACCCCGCCCCAUUCUCCCUCUUUCCAUCACCCCGCCCCAUUCCCCCUCUUUCCAUCAGCCUGCCCCAUUCUCCCGCUCUCCAUCACCCCGCCCUAUUCUCCCUAUUUCUAUCACCCCGCCCCAUUCUCCCGCUUUCCAUCACCCCGCCCCAUUCUCCCGCUAUCCAUCACCCCGCCCCAUUCUCCCGCUUUCCAUCACCCCGCCCCAUUCCCGCUUUCCAUCACCCCGCCCCAUUCUCCCGCUUUCCAUCACCCCGCCCCAUUCUCCCGCUUUCCAUCACCCUGCCCCAUUCUCCCGCUUUCCAUCACCCCAAGCCAUUCUCCCUCUUUCCAUCACCCCGCCUCAUUCUCCCGCUUUCAAUCACCCCGCCCCAUUCUCCCGCUUUCCAUCACCCCGCCCCAUUGUCCCUCUUUCCAUCACCCCGCCCCAUUCUCCCUCUUUCCAUCACCCUGCCCCAUUCUCCCUCUUUCCAUCACCCCACCCCAUUCUCCCGCUUUCAAUCACCCCGCCCCAUUCUCCCGCUUUCCAUCACCCCGCCCCAUUCUCCCGCUAUCCAUCACCCCGCCCCAUUCUCCCGCUUUCCAUCACCCCGCCCCAUUCCCGCUUUCCAUCACCCCGCCCCAUUCUCCCGCUUUCCAUCACCCCGCCCCAUUCUCCCGCUUUCCAUCACCCUGCCCCAUUCUCCCGCUUUCCAUCACCCCAAGCCAUUCUCCCUCUUUCCAUCACCCCGCCUCAUUCUCCCGCUUUCCAUCACCCCGCCCCAUUCUCCCGCUUUCCAUCACCCCGCCCCAUUGUCCCUCUUUCCAUCACCCCGCCCCAUUCUCCCUCUUUCGAUCACCCUGCCCCAUUCUCCCUCUUUCCAUCACCCCACCCCUUUCUCCCGCUUUCAAUCACCCCGCCCCAUUCUCCCGCUUUCCAUCACCCCGCCCCAUUGUCCCUCUUUCCAUCACCCCGCCCCAUUCUCCCUCUUUCCAUCAGCCUGCCCAAUUCUCACGCUUUCCAUCACCCCGUCCCAUUCUCCCGCUUUCCAUCACCCCGCCCCAUUCUCCCUCUUUCCAUUCCCCCGCCCCAUUCUCCCGCUUUCCAUGACCCUGCCCCAUUCUCCCGCUUUCCAUCACCCCGCUCCAUUCUCCCGCUUUUCAUCACCCCGCCCAAUUCUCCCUGUUUUCAUCACCCCUCCCCAUUCUCCCUCUUUCCAUCACCUCGCCCCAUUCUCCCUCUUUCUGUCACCCCGCCCCAUUCUCCCUGUUUCCAUCACCUCGCCCCAUUCUCCCUCUUUCCAUCUCCCCGCCCCAUUCUCCCGCUUUCCAUCACCCCGCCCCAUUCUCCCUCUUUCCAUCACCCCGCCCCAUAUUCCCGCCUUUCAUCACCCCGCCCCAUUCUCCCGCUUUCCAUCACCCCGCCCAAUUCUCCCGCUUUCCAUCACCCCGCCCCAUUCUCCCGCCUUCCAUCACCCCGCCCCAUUCUCCCUCUUUCCAUCACCCCGCCCCAUUCUCACGCUUUCCAUCACCCCGCCCCAAUCUCCCUCUUUCCAUCACCCCGCCCCAUUCUCCCACUUUCCAUCACCCCGCCCCAUUCUCCCUCUAUCCAUCACCCCGCCCCAUUCUCUCGCUUUCCAUCACCCCGCCUUAUUCUCCCGUUUUCCAUCACCCCGCCCCAUUCUCCCGAUUUCCAUCACCCCGCCCCAUUCUCCCGCUUUCCAUCACCCCGCCCCAUUCUUCCGAUUUCCAUCACCCCGCCCCAUUGUCCCUCUUUCCAUCACCCCGCCCCAUUCUCCCUCUUUCCAUCAGCCUGCCCAAUUCUCACGCUUUCCAUCACCCCGUCCCAUUCUCCCGCUUUCCAUCACCCCGCCCCAUUCUCCCUCUUUCCAUUCCCCCGCCCCAUUCUCCCGCUUUCCAUGACCCUGCCCCAUUCUCCCGCUUUCCAUCACCCCGCUCCAUUCUCCCGCUUUUCAUCACCCCGCCCAAUUCUCCCUCUUUUCAUCACCCCUCCCCAUUCUCCCUCUUUCCAUCACCUCGCCCCAUUCUCCCGCUUUCUAUCACCCCACCCCAUUCUCCCUCUUUCCAUCACCCCGCCCCAUUCUCCCGAUUUCCAUCACCCCGCCCCAUUCUCCCGCUUUCCAUCACCCCGCCCCAUUCUCCCUCUUUCCAUCAGCCCGCCCCAUUCUCCCUCUCUCCAUCACCCCGCCCCAUUCUCCCGCUUUCCAUCACCCCGCCCCAUUCUCCCGCUUUCCAUCACCCCGCCCCAUUCUCCCUCUUUCCAUCACCCUGCCCCAUUCUCCCUCUAUCCAUCACCUCGCCCAAUUCUCCCGCUUUCCAUCACCCCGCUCCAUUCUCCCUCUAUCCAUCACCCCACCCAAUUCUUCUCUUUCCAUCACCCCGCCCCAUUCUCCCGCUUUCCAUCACCCCGCCCAAUUCUCCCUCUUUUCAUCACCCCUCCCCAUUCUCCCUCUUUCCAUCACCUCGCCCUAUUCUCCCUCUUUUUGUCACCCCGCCCCAUUCUCCCUGUUUCCAUCACCUCGCCCCAUUCUCCCUCUUUCCAUCUCCCCGCCCCAUUCUCCCGCUUUCCAUCACCCCGCCCCAUUCUCCCUCUUUCCAUCACCCCGCCCCAUUCUCCCGCCUUUCAUCACCCCGCCCCAUUCUCCCGCUUUCCAUCACCCCGCCCAAUUCUCCCGCUUUCCAUCACCCCGCCCCAUUCUCCCGCCUUCCAUCACCCCGCCCCAUUCUCCCUCUUUCCAUCACCCAGCCCCAUUCUCACGCUUUCCAUCACCCCGCCCCAAUCUCCCUCUUUCCAUCACCCCGCCCCAUUCUCCCACUUUCCAUCACCCCGCCCCAUUCUCCCUCUAUCCAUCACCCCGCCCCAUUCUCUCGCUUUCCAUCACCCCGCCUUAUUCUCCCGUUUUCCAUCACCCCGCCCCAUUCUCCCGAUUUCCAUCACCCCGCCCCAUUCUCCCGCUUUCCAUCACCCCGCCCCAUUCUUCCGAUUUCCAUCACCCCGCCCCAUUCUCCCGCUUUCCAUCAACCCGCCCCAUUCUCCCGCUUUCCAUCACCCUGCCCCAUUCUCACUCUUUCCAUCACCCCUCCCAAUUCUCCCUCUUUCCAUCACCCCGCCCCAUUCUCCUACUUUCUAUCUCCCCGCCCCAUUCUCCCUCUUUCCAUCACCUCGCCCCAUUCUCCCGCCUUCCAUCACCCUGCCCCAUUCUCCAUCUUUCCAUCACCCUGCCCAAUUCUUCCCCUUUCCAUCACCCCGCCCCAUUCUGCCGCCAUCCAUCACCCCGCCCCAUUCUCCCUCUUUCCAUCACCCCGCCCUAUUCUCUCGCUUUCCAUCACCCCGCCCCAUUUUCCCGAUUUCCAUCACCCCGCCCCAUUCUCCCGCUUUCCAUCACCCCGCCCCAUUCUCCCGCUUUCCAUCACCCCGCCCCAUUCUCCCGCUUUCCAUAACCCCGCCCCAUUCUCCCGCUUUCCAUCACCCUGCCCCAUUCUCCCGCUUUCCAUCACCCCGCCCCAUUCUCCCGCUUUCCAUCACCCCGCCCCAUUCUCCCUCUUUCCAUCACCCCGCCCCAUUCUCCCGCUUUCCAUCACCCUACCCCAUUUUCACUCUUUCCAUCACCCCGCUCCAUUCUCCCGCUUUCCAUCACCCCGCCCAAUUCUCCCUCUUUCCAUCACCCCUCCCCAUUCUCCCUCUUUCCAUCACCCCGCCCCAUUCUCCCGCUUUCCAUCACCCCGCCCCAUUCUCCGUCUUUCCAUCACCCGGCCCCAUUCUCCUGCUUUCCAUCACCCCGCUCCAUUCUCCCGCUUUCAAUCACCCCGCCCGCUCCAUUCUCCCGCUUUCCAACACCCUGCCCCAUUCUCACUCUUUCCAUCACCCCUCCCCAUUCUCCCUCUUUCAAUCUCCCCGCACCAUUCUCCUGCUUUCUAUCACCCCGCCCCAUUCUCCCUCUUUCCAUCACCCCGCCCCAUUCUCCCGCCUUCCAUCACCCCGCCCCAUUCUCCAUCUUUCCAUCACCCUGCCCAAUUCUCCCCCUUUCCAUCACCCCGCCCCAUUCUCCCGCCUUCCAUCACCCCGCCCCAUUCUCCCUCUUUCCAUCACCCCGCCCCAUUCUCCCGCUUUCCAUCACCCCGCCCCAUUUUCCCGAUUUCCAUCACCCCGCCCCAUUCUCCCGCUUUCCAUCACCCCGCCCCAUUCUCUCGCUUUCCAUCACCCCGCCCCAUUCUCCCGCUUUCCAUCACCCCGCCCCAUUCUCCCGCUUUCCAUCACCCAGCCCCAUUCUCCCUCUUUCCAUCACCCCGCCCCAUUCUCCCGCAUUCCAUCACCCUGCCCCAUUUUCCCUCCUUCCAUCACCCCGCUCCAUUCUCCCGCUUUCCAUCACCCCGCCCAAUUCUCCCUCUUUCCAUCACCCCUCCCCAUUCUCCCUCUUUCCAUCACCCCGCCCCAUUCUCCCGCUUUCCAUCACCCCGCCCCAUUCUCCCUCUUUCCAUCACCCCGCCCCAUUCUCCCUCUUUCCAUCACCCCGCCCCAUUCUCCCGCUUUCCAUCACCCCGCCCCAUUCUCCCUCUUUCCAUCACCCCGCCCCAUUCUCCCGCUUUCCAUCACCCCGCCCCAUUCUCCCUCUUUCCAUCACCACGCCCCAUUUUCCCUCUUUCCAUCACCCCGCCCCAUUCUCCCGCUUUCCAUCACCCCGCCCCAUUCUCUCGCUUUCGAUCACCCCGCUCCAUUCUCCCGCUUUCCAUCACCCCGCCCAAUUCUCCCUCUUUCUAUCACCCCUCUCCAUUCUUCCUCUUUCCAUCACCCCGCCCCAUUCUCCCGCCUUUCAUCACCCCGCCCCAUUCUCCCGCUUUCCAUCACCCCGCCCAAUUCUCCCGCUUUCCAUCACCCCGCCCAAUUCUCCCGCCUUCCAUCACCCCGCCCCAUUCUCCCUCUUUCCACUACCCCGCCCCAUUCUCACGCUUUCCAUCACCCCACCCCAUUGUCCCUCUUUCCAUCACCCCGCCCCAUUCUCCCGCUUUCCAUCACCCCGCCCCAUUCUCCCUCUAUCCAUCACCCCGCCCAAUUCUCCCACUUUCCAUCACCCCAUCCCAUUCUCCCGUUUUCCAUCACCCCGCCCCAUUCUCACGCUUUCCAUCACCCCGCCUUAUUCUCCCGCUUUCCAUCACCCCGCCCCAUUCUCCCGAUUUCCAUCACCCCGCCCCAUUCUCCGCUUUCCAUCACCCCGCCCCAUUCUCCCGAUUUCCAUCACCCCGCCCCAUUCUCCCGCUUUCCAACACCCUGCCCCAUUCUCCCGCUUUCCAUCACCCCACCCCAUUCUCACUCUUUCCAUCACCCCUCCCAUUCUCCCUCUUUCCAUCACCCCGCCCCAUUCUCCUGCUUUCUAUCACCCCGCCCCAUUCUCCCUCUUUCCAUCACCCCGCCCCAUUCUCCCGCCUUCCAUCACCCCGCCCCAUUCGCCAUCAUUCCAUCACCCUGCCCAAUUCUCCCCCUUUCCAUCACCCCGCCCCAUUCUCCCGCCUUCCAUCACCCCGCCCCAUUCUCCCUCUUUCCAUCAUCCCGCCCCAUUCUCCCGCUUUCCAUCACCCCGCCCCAUUUUCCCAAUUUCCAUCACCCCGCCCCAUUCUCCCGCUUUCCAUCACCCCGCCCCAUUCUCCCGCUUUCCAUCACCCCGCCCCAUUCUCCCGCUUUCCAUCACCCAGCCCCAUUCUCCCGCUUUCCAUCACCCCGCCCCAUUCUCCCGCUUUCCAUCACCCCGCCCCAUUCUCCCUCUUUCCAUCACCCCGCCCCAUUCUCCCACAUUCCUUCACCCCGCCCCAUUUUCCCUCGUUCCAUCACCCCGCUCCAUUCUCCCGCUUUCCAUCACCCCGCCCAAUUCUCCCUCUUUCCAUCACCCCUCCCCAUUCUCCCUCUUUCCAUCACCCCGCCCCAUUCCCCCGCUUUCCAUCACCACGCCCCAUUCUCCCUCUUUCCACCACCCCGCCCCAUUCUCCCUCUUUCCAUCACCCCGCCCCAUUCUCCCGCUUUCCAUCACCCCGCCCCAUUCUCCCUCUUUCCAUCACCCCGCCCCAUUCUCCCGCUUUCCAUCACCCCGCCCCGUUCUCCCUCUUUCCAUCACCCCGCUCCAUUCUCCCGCUUUCCAUCACCCCGCCCAAUUCUCCCUCUUUCCAUCACCCCGCCCCAUUCUCCCUCUUUCCAUCACCCCGCCCCAUUCUCCCGCUUUCCAACACCCCGCUCCAUUCUCCCGCUUUCCAUCACCCCGCCCAAUUCUCCCGCUUUCCAUCACCACGCCCCAUUUUCCCUCUUUCCAUCACCCCGCCCCAUUCUCCCGCUUUCCAUCACCCCGCCCCAUUCUCCCGCUUUCCAUCACCCCGCUCCAUUCUCCCGCUUUCCAUCACCCCGCCCAAUUCUCCCUCUUUCUAUCACCCCUCUCCAUUCUCCCUCUUUCCAUCACCCCGCCCCAUUCUCCCGCUUUCCAUCACCCCGCCCCAUUCUCCCUCUUUCCAUCACCCCGCCCCAUUCUCCCUCUUUCCAUCACCCCGCCCCAUUUUCUCGCUUUCCAUCACCCCGCCCCAUUCUCCCUCUUUCUAUCACCCCGCCCCAUUCUCCCGCUUUCUAUCACCCCGCCUCAUUCUCCUGCUUUCCAUCACCCCGCUCCAUUCUCCCGCUUUUGAUCACCCCGCCCAAUUCUCCCUCUUUCCAUCACCCCUCCCCAUUCUCCCUCUUUCCAUCAACCCGCCCCAUUCUCCCGCUUUCCAUCACCCCGCCCCAUUCUCCCUCUUUCCAUCACCCCGCCCCAUUCUCUCGCUUUCCAUCACCCCGCCCCAUUCUCCCUCUUUCCAUCACCCCGCCCCAUUCUCCCGCUUUCCAUCACCCGCCCCAUUCUCCCGCUUUCCAUCAUCCCGCCCCAUUCUCCCUCUAUCCAUCACCUCGCCCCAUUCUCCCGCCUUCCAUCACCCCGCCCCAUUCUCCCGCUUUCCAUCACCCCACCCCAUUCUCCUGCUUUCCCCCCACCCCAUUCUCUCGAUUUGCAUCACCCCGCCCCAUUCUCCCGCCUUCCAUCACCCUGCCCCAUUCUCCCUCUUUCCAUCACCCCGCCCCAUUCUCCCGCUUUCCAUCACCCCGCCCCAUUCUCCCUCUUUCUAUCACCCUGCCCCAUUCUCCCGCUUUCCAUCACCCCGCCCGCUUUCCAUCACCCCGCUCCAUUCUCCCGAUUUCCAUCACCCCGCCCAAUUCUCCCUCUUUCCAUCACCCCUCCCCAUUCUCCCUCUUUCCAUCAAACCGCCCCAUUCUCCCGCUUUCCAUCACCCCGGCCCAUUCUCCCUCUUUCCAUCACCCCGCCCCAUUCUCUCGCUUUCCAUCACCCCGCCCCAUUCUCCCUCUUUCCAUCACCCCGCCCCAUUCUCCCGCUUUCCAUCACCCCACCCCAUUCUCCCGAUUUGCAUCACCCCGCCCCAUUCUCCCGCCUUCCAUCACCCCGCCCCAUUCUCCCUCUUUCCAUCACCCCGCCCCAUUCUCCCGCUUUCCAUCACCCCGCCCCAUUCUCCCUCUUUCCAUCACCCCGCCCCAUUCUCCCGCUUUCCAUCACACCACCCCAUUCUCCCGCUUUCCAUCACCUCGCCCUAUUUUCUCUCUUUCCAUCACCCCGCUCCAUUCUCCCGCUUUCCAUCACCCCGCCCUAUUCUCCCGCUUUCCAUCACCCCGCACCAUUCUCCCGCUUUCCAUCACCCUGCCCCAUUCUCCCGCUUUCCAUCACCCCGUCCCAUUCUCCCGCUUUCCAUCACCCCUCCCCGUUCUCCCUCCUUCCAUCACCCCGCCCCAUUCUCCCGCUUUCCAUCACACCGACCUAUUCUCACGCUUUCCAUCACCCCGCCCUAUUCUCCUGCUUUCCAUCACCCCGCCCCAUUCUCCCUCCUUCCAUCACCCCGCCCCAUUCUCCCGCUUUCCAUCAACCGCUCCAUUCUCCCGCUUUCCAUCACCCCGCCCCAUUCUCCCGCUUUCCAUCACCCCGCCCCAUUCUUCCGCAUUCCAUCACCCCGCCCCAUUUUCCCGCUUUGCGUCACCCCGCCCCAUUCUCCCGCUUUCCAUCACCCCGCCCCAUUCUCCCGCUUUCCAUCACCCCGCCCCAUUCUCCCGCUUUCCAUCACCCCGUCCCAUUCUCCCGCUUUCCAUGACCCCUCCCCAUUCUCCCUCCUUCCAUCAUCCCGCCCCAUUCUCCCGCUUUCCAUCACACUGCCCUAUUCUCACGCUUUCCAUCACCCCGCCCCAUUCUCCUGCUUUCCAUCACCCCGCCCCAUUCUCCCUCCUUCCAUCACCCCGCCCCAUUCUCCCUCCUUCCAUAACCCCGCCCCAUUCUCCCGCUUUCCAUCACCCCGCCCCAUUCUCCCGCUUUCCAUCACCCCGCCCCAUUCUCCCGCUUUCCCUCACCCCGCCCCAGUCUCCCGCAUUUCAUAGCCCCGCCCUAUUCUCCCGCUCUCCAUCACCUCGCCCCCUUCUCCCGCUUUCCAUCACCCCGGCCCAAUCUCCCUCCUUCCAUCACCCCACCCCAUUCUCCCUCCUUGCAUCACCCCGCCCCAUUCUCCCGCUUUCCAUCACCCCGCCCCAUUCUCCCGCUUUCCUUCACCCCGCCCCAUUCUCCCGCUUUCCAUCACCCCGCCCCAUUCUCCCACUUUUCAUCACUCCGCCCCAUUCUCCUGCUUUCCAUCACCCCGCCCCAUUCUCCAGCUUUCCAUCACCCCGCCCCAUUCUCCCGCUUUCCAUCACCCCGCCCCGUUCUCCCACUUUCUGUUGA
Molecule: messenger RNA, 15948 nt
Organism: Closterium sp. NIES-65
Lineage: Eukaryota; Viridiplantae; Streptophyta; Zygnematophyceae; Desmidiales; Closteriaceae
Source: the annotation of a GenBank genome assembly